Messenger RNA from Linnemannia hyalina, 738 nucleotides. Lineage: Eukaryota; Fungi; Mortierellomycota; Mortierellomycetes; Mortierellales; Mortierellaceae. The record is from the annotation of a GenBank genome assembly.
AUGAAUCGACUCCGUCAUUAUCCGUCUUUGAUCGAAAACUUGCCGCCGACGUGGGACUCGUUCAAAGGUCAUCUAGCGACUGACCCUGUUUCUGUCGAGGACAGUCAGGCAAACAUCGCGCUGAACCUCAAGAAACUUAACGCUAUCUCCAAUGUGACGAAGAAGAAGCAGGCUUACUCCCCAUACUUGCUGAUCUCCCAGCUGCCGUCGACUGUCAUGCCGGACGAUAUCAGGAGAUUGGCGGACUCGAAGGACAGCAUCAAGGACAUUAUCUUUCACCGGAACCAAUUCAUGGAGUUCCAGAACAAGGUCACGGUUGUUUUCCGAUCCGCAACUGACGCUGUCGACUUUAUUACUCAAAAGUAUGGAAAGUUCGUGGGUGGCCACAAACUCAACAUGACCAUGCUCGACCCAUACAACCCAAGGGACAAGCGCUCGAUUCCACCCAACCUUCGAUCAGAGCCAUUCUCAGGGCAUUUGGUACUCAUUUCAGGACUUCCUGCGGCCUCCCGGCCGGACCACCUGAGGACCGAGUUCCGUCGGUUCCAACUCAUGGACACAACUGAGGCCGCUAUCAUUCCAGUACCAUCAAAGCGGAUGUCCUCUUCGUGCCAAUACUUGAUCCGUCUCUCGAGUCGAUCUGAAGCGUUCCGGUUUGUCAGAACAUACCACAAUACCUUCUUCCAGUUCAAGGAGUUCCGGAAGCGAUGCCCCAUUCGGACAACCAUUAUUUACUGA